AUGGCUAUGCAGGCUGCGUCGGGCUCGGCAACCUCACAUGACAUUGAACAUUGCAUCGUAUCUCGUUCACAAAGCACCCACCUGAACCCCAACCUGACCGGCACGACACGUAAACCAACCCCGGAUACCCGCCGGAAGAUACCUCUCAGCUCUCUCACCGCUCUACCUCUAGUAAGCAGUGUCCAGGCUCAUGCUGUCCCAAAGAAGAAGUCCAGGGUCUGGAGACCCAGUUUGUUGGAAAGGAGCCAAUAUUUCAAGGCUAAUUCUCCCAGUAUUUUGGAGAUCCAGGAGGAUAAUUUAUCCUGUCCGAACAGUCCGGCACCGACCGUGCUGUCAGAGAAGUCUGCCUUGUUAAGUGUGACCGAAGAGGACAAUCACUACAAAAUAUUUAACGUCAGCGGAACACUCUUCGUGAUCGAUACAACCAUCUUCCAGGACUACCCCGACACACUUCUAGGUUCGGAGAGACUGGAAAAGUUCUACAACAAGACGAGAGGGGAGUAUUUCGUGGAACACUACAAGCACAUGUUCCCGGUAAUCACCCGGUUCUACACCCACCAGGAGGAACUCGUGUGUCCUCACUGCAUGACCAAGCAGAUGUUUGAGAGUUGCCUAGAGUUCUACGGGUUGCUUCCCUAUUAUCUAGGUCUCAAAAGUAAUUUGAAAGAGAUGAGGGGAGAGUUAGAAGCGGAUGGUUUGAAGGAGGCGAUAUAUUACACUGUGAUAAAUCCGGACUUCAGUCGAAUAGCACUUGUAUACACAAUAGUUGACGUCUUGGUGAUCGUGUGCAGUACAGUUGUUUUGAUCCUAGAAACUGUCAAGGAGGUUGCUGAUAAUCACUAUUUCACUCGGGGAGCUUACAUUGUGGAGGCUGGAGUCAACAUACUUUUUACAAUCCAAGCCAUUUUACUGCUAGUUGUCUAUCCUUCCAUAAAACUCUACUUCACUAGUUUAAUGAACUGGAUUGACAUUUUCUCUGUGCUUCCAUUCUACAUCAGACUUAUGGCUGGAUCCUACUUCAGCAAGGCUGGAUCCGCAUUCCGAGUGUUGAGGCUAGUCAGACUAUUCCGGGUGAUGAAACUGUUCCGACGUUCCCUGGGAGGCCAGGUUUUGAUCUCGUUUCUUUACUCCAGUAUCCCUGAGAUCCUCCUCCUCUUGUUGAUGUGGGGCAUUGCCAUUCUCCUCUUUGGACCCAUGAUGUUCUUCAUUGAGCACGAACACGGAAAUGAUAGUUUCGACUCUGCUUUCUCUGGAAUGUGGUUUUGCGUUGCAACCAUAGGAACAGUUGGUUAUGGGGAUCUUUAUCCCAAGACUGAUCUAGGAAAGUUUCUUGCUGCCGUGUACACGAUCACAAAUCUGACAGUGAUGACAAUACCAGUAUCAAUAAUCAUCACCAAGUACAGCAGGGCUAUGAGGAUGUCCAACCACAGAAGAUAG
Molecule: messenger RNA, 1437 nt
Organism: Bolinopsis microptera
Lineage: Eukaryota; Metazoa; Ctenophora; Tentaculata; Lobata; Bolinopsidae
Product: potassium voltage-gated channel subfamily D member 1-like
Exons: 2
Coding region: 1-1437 (478 amino acids)
Biological process (GO): protein homooligomerization; potassium ion transmembrane transport
Cellular component (GO): membrane
Molecular function (GO): voltage-gated potassium channel activity
Source: RefSeq, a predicted model, not a curated record